Messenger RNA from Seminavis robusta, 1182 nucleotides. Lineage: Eukaryota; Bacillariophyta; Bacillariophyceae; Naviculales; Naviculaceae. The record is from the annotation of a GenBank genome assembly.
AUGAACUCUGCGCGCUCCGCUCUCGGCGGAUCCUUGCCAUCACUCUUUGAGCAGAUCUGUGAUGUUAUCAAGCGAUUGGUCCAGUGGAUCUUUUCUUGGGCUCAGUCUUUUAUGAACAAUGCUGCUUCGGGGCCCGCCAUCACAAUGGAUACAGGAAGACGUGUCCGCAUUGGAAAACAAAUUGCUGAGGGAGGAUUCAGUUAUGUCUUUGAAGCCACUGAGGAUGAGUCCACAGCCGGCAGCAACCAACAGCUAUAUGCACUCAAACAGAUCCGUUGUCCGGAACCGAACAUGCUGCAAGAAUGCCGCGAAGAGGCUGCAGUUCACAGAGCUACCAUGGGACACCCCAAUAUUUUACCACUCCUGGGAUUCACUGUCGUCGAUGAUAUUGCCUACAUGCUGUUUCCUAGAAUGAAUCGGUCAUUGCGGGCUGAGAUCAAUCAUCGAAUUCUAGAAGCUCCUGGGGAUAUCUACAACGUAUCCAGGGCCCCCUGGAAUGAAGUGGAUGUGCUGAAUUUAUUCUUGGAAAUUGCGAGAGGACUGCAAGCUCUGCACAAUGCCCAUUACUCACAUCGAGAUGUCAAAGUCGAAAACAUUAUGUUUGAACACGCAAAUUCAAUUCGAACUCCGGUCCUCAUGGAUUUUGGCUCUGUGGGACCUAUUCGAGAAGAAGUCAAUACCAGGCGACAAGCUUUAAAUAUCGUGGAUCGGGCAUCCCAGCACACGACAAUGCCCUACCGGCCACCGGAACUCUUUGAGGGUGGUGUCCGAGCGGGAGACCCACCCGUUGAUUUUGCCAGUGUGGACAUGUGGUCAUUGGGCUGCACGUUCUUUGCCGUCCUCUUUGGAGCGUCUCCUGGUGAAAGCGAAUUUUCCAGAACAAACGGGAGAAUAAGAAUCGUCGAUUGUACGCAACUCAAAGUCCUUGGCGGCCUUCCCAAGCUGCCGCCCAAGUGUUGUGCAGCGUCGUGGUAUUCCCACGACAUACUUCUGCUCAUUGAACAAAUGUUGGUGCAGGAUCGGCAUCAGAGGCCGUCAUUGACUCAAAUCAUGAAACAAAUAGAAGCGUUGAUCCACAAAAUGGGUGGGCGCGUCGUCGAGCUCGAAACAAUGGAUCAUAUGGCGGAUGAAAACGGUGAUGAUUUCCACUCCCUACUGAGCGCCAAUAGAGGGUUUCCCUGA